Messenger RNA from Acanthocheilonema viteae, 1290 nucleotides. The record is from the annotation of a GenBank genome assembly. Lineage: Eukaryota; Metazoa; Nematoda; Chromadorea; Rhabditida; Onchocercidae.
AUGUGCAGCUUGAAAAUCGAUAAAGGUUUUCGAUUAGUUAUCAUUGGUGCUGGACCUACUGCAAUCGGUGUGUUGCAUCGUAUUUAUUCAUUGAUAACAGAAGGAACAAUAUCGGAAGAAGAUAUACAGAUCACUGUUCUGGAAAAAGAAGAUGAAGUUGGUGGUUUGGCAAGAUCAGUAACCGAUGAAAAAGGUUUUACAUGGGAUUUGGGUGUGCAUGUUUUCGGUGUAUCAAAGUACCAGGAAUUCGAAGAAGUUAUUGACUCUGCUGUGAACAAAUGGAAUAAAGUUAGGCGUUCAGUCAAGGCCGAUUUAGCUCAUCUAUUUAAAAGCGACAGUCCGUGCAGCAAUUACGUACCCUAUCCUGUUCAACAUUCUAUUCCCUAUUUCCCACCUACUAUUAGACAGAAAUGCAUUAAUGAAUUGAAAAAUCUUCAAGGCCUAUCCAUCAACUGUUCGAAUUUUGCUGAAUACAGUGCAAAUAUAUUUGGAAAUACAUUGUUGGAUAUCUUUAUUAGGCCGUACAAUCGUAAGCUGGAAGAAAUGAACGCAUUUUGGGCGUGGAAUCGAGUACCAACUAUCGAUUUGUCUAGUAUUGAAUUACAUUGUGGCCGAAGCAGACAGGAACUUGAGGAUGAUUUUAAAUCAUCUAUGACGUGUUUCAGAUAUCCAAAAGACUAUAAAGGUGUGGGUAAAAUUUGGAAAAGAAUUGCUCGACGAUAUCCGGAGUCCAUUUUUCAUUUUCAAGAAAGAGUGCGAAGGAUUGAUAUUGAAGCAAAAAAGGUAAUUACUGAAGAUUUAAAUUGUGAGACACAUUCGUAUGAUUAUAAUGCUAUACUAUCUACCUUACCGAUUCCUGAAUUAUCGAAGAUCUCCGCUGCAAUUAGCGAUGUGAACUUAAAAUAUUCCAAGGUGGUCCUUGUUGGUCUUGGUUUAAAACAUCCGCAGUGUGAAUGGACUCAACUUCUAACAUGGGCUUAUUUUCCAUUACCUGAUACUAUUUUUUAUAGAUGUACUUUCUUGUCCAACUUCAACGAUAACUUAACACCAGAUUGCAAUCAAUUCUGGUCAGUUCUGUGUGAAAUUGGAUUGGAAGCUGAUGCAAAUUUUGUCGAAGAAGAAGUGAUAAUUAAAGUAAUUGAAGGUUUGAAACUUAAAGGCAUAAUAGCUGAUAAUAACGAGAUUGUUGACAAAUGGUUAUGUAUCUUGCCAUAUGGAUAUCCCAUUCCAACUGUUGACAGAGACAAGGAGUUACGACGCUGUCAUGAAACGCUUCAAGCAAGCGCAUAA